AUGGAAGAGUUUGGGUCAGCGUUGGAGAAGAAUGUGGCCGAUUUAACGGUUAUGGACGUGUAUGACAUAGCCGCGGUGGUGGGCCAGGAGUUUGAGCGGAUCAUUGAUCAGUAUGGAUGCGAGGCUCUGUCCAGGCUCAUGCCAAAAGUGGUGCGGGUGCUGGAGAUCCUGGAGGUGAUGGUCAGUAGGAACAGCAUCAGCCCGGAGACAGAGGAGUUGAGGCUGGAACUGGACAAACUACGGCUGGACCGGAUGGACCGGCUGGAGAAAGAGAAGAAACAUAAGAAGGAGCUGGAGCUGGUAGAGGAUGUAUGGAGAGGGGAGGCCCAGGACCUGUUGUCUCAGAUCGCUCAGCUUCAGGAAGAGAACAAAACACUCCUUACGAACAUGUCCAUCAAAGACCCCAUGAGUGAAGAGGACCUGCAGAGGCACGAAGGUAUGUCGGAGCGGGAGCGCCAGGUGAUGAAGAAGCUGAAGGAGGUGGUGGACAAGCAGAGAGACGAGAUCCGAGCCAAAGACCGCGAGCUCACGCUCAAGAAUGAGGACGUUGAGGCACUCCAGCAGCAGCAGUCUCGUCUGAUGAAGAUCAACCAUGACCUGCGCCACAAGAUCUCCGUGGUGGAAGCUCAGGGGAAAGCCCUCAUCGAGCAGAAGGUGGAACUGGAGGCGGGAGCUCAGGCACGGGUACAGGAAAUGGGAGCACUUCGGCAGGAAGUGACACGUUUAAGGGAGCGCCUGCAAGGAGACACGCCUCAGGGUUUAGAGGAGCCUCCUCCCCAGCCCCCCUCCCCCGCACAGGUAAUAACAUCUCCCCAGCCCCCCUCCACCGUACAGCCUGGUAGCCCCUGCUCCUCAGAGGUGGGGGCUCAGGGUGUGGGCUGGCCAGAACCAGACAGACACUACCACCCUGAGCUGAUGUUGGGGGGGUACGAUCCGGCCCCGCGCCUCCCGUCCCUGGAUGACGAUGAUGAGGAUGUAGAGGAAGAGGCAGUGUUGCUAUGGGAGGCGAUGUGUGAUGAGGACACACCUGCUCUGUUCCAACACUUUACCAAGGAGGCGCUAUGUGAUGAGGAGGGGGGAGGCCUGGACCAGAAGGAUCCCAACAGGCCCCGGUUCACACUGCAGGAGCUGAGAGACGUUCUGCACGAGAGAAACGAGCUCAAGGCCAAAGUGUUCAUGCUGCAGGAGGAGAUCGCCUACUACAAAAGUGAAGAGGCGGAGGACGAGACCGGCCCCCCUACUCCUUCCCCUUCUCCCGAACAACUGAGGGCGCGGCCCCGACCCAACGCACAGCCCGAGUCAGGAAUCAAACGCCUGUUUAGCUUCUUCUCUCGCGACAAGAGGCGGAACUCCCAGCGGAAUGCACAGUUUGAAGACAGCUUCAGCUCGUGGGCGGGAAAGGAUGAGGUGUACACCGAACAGGCCCAGGAGGCUUUGCAGCACAUAUAGGGCACGUUCCUCUGACCCGGGCACUGUUGACGCCUGCCAGAUCUUACAACGCAUGGAUAGGUAUUUUAAGUAUCAGCUAACCACAUCACAUGUUAUAGCAAUCUGUCAGGCGAUGAAAUAGUCAAUGACGUGGCACGCAACCAUUGGUUGAUGCGUGCAACGUCUUACCAGGAGAACGUGACGUCGUAAUUGGACAGCGCUUUAUGAUGAGGUCACUCAGAACCAUCUCACUGUAAUGCCCCGCCCAUGCCCACCAUGUGAGCUGCAGUAGCACUUAAGGGACAGUUUGAAAUUUACUGGGGUGGGGAGUUGGUCCAAAAUAGGGGAGGGUUGUCAAACAUAAUUUUUUGCUUUGGGGAGGGUUGUGUGAUUUUUUUUUAUUGGGCACAGGGGAGGGUGGUGUAUUUUUUCCCUGGUUUACAUUCCCCAUUUAGCAGGUUUUACUAUAUAAUGUCUUCCAUAUAGUCACAUUUCCUCAUCUGUUUGCUUGCACCUCCCCUAUCAAGGUGUUUUGGUACUUCCCUUAUGCACUACACUUUUCUGCAUGAUUACUAUACAGUCAACUCUAUCCUUCCCUCUAUACAUAGUGACAAUAGUGGAUCUGCAAUAAGUUAACUAGCAAUCAUACCACAUAAAAUCAUUCAAAUCUGCACUGAUUUUCAAUAUAAUUCCACAACAACAAAAACGAAUAGCUUAUAGGCAGUAGAUAGGCCAGAGUCAUCAUUGCGCAGGAAAGAACAGUCAAGACAUGAUAUAUGCAGCUCAAAAAGCUCUCCUAUUCAUCUUGUUUAGGCUAAACACAUUUGAUCUACUAUAUAACUGAUUCCCCUCUUCACAGUUCUAAAAAUAGUCAAACGGUUAAUAAAAUAGUGAUGAAUUUAAUUCAAAUGAUUAUGAAUUUAAUUCAAAUGAUCAAUUUAAAUGAUUAUUUGUGCUUCGCCAGGUCGCAGUUGUGAAUGAGAACUUGUUCUCAACUAGCCUACCUGGUUAAAUAAAGGUUAAAUAAAAAAUUGUACAGUAGUAGUUGGGGUUAAAUUGUGGUGAAUCGAAUCAUGGGAAUCAAAAUAAUAAUUUGAGAAUCGCAAAUAGUAAAAGGAAACAAUUUAGCUGUAGCCUUCCUUUCGAAUUGUGUCGAUGCAAAACUCUUUGUUGAUACUUUAAGUUGAUUUGGACAUUCAAUUUAUGGGACGUUGCAACUCAAUAGAUGCUAGUAGUCAGCCUGAAUUACACACUUCUAAUGGGAAGACUAGAAAAUCCGCGGUGCAUGAAACAGUCAUUUACAAUGCUGAAACAGUCAUUUACAACGUUUCCCCCGCAAACCUUCCAAUUAAAUGUUGACUGCAAAAGUAGGCCUACCUGGGCAGAAUGAUAUCGUGAAGAUUGGUAUCAAUCGGGUGCACAUUUGUUUUGCAUACUCUGCCAUGACAUGUGCAGUACAGAAACCUGCCAGGAACACUUCUGGCCUAACACAAAUGGACUGUGAGUGAAACUUAGCUGGGACAUGCUUUCAAUGGUGUUCUCCAACACCUGAAACCAAUAUAGUGGAUUAGGGGUGUACUGGGACUCAAACCCUUGUCCCUGUGACUGUCAUUCCAAACCCAUUAUACUGUCACAAUCCUUGCUGUAUGAGCCAUGAUACAAUUAAUACCAAGUGGGUUAACCCUAUUGGCGCGAUGCAUAGGGUGUUUGCCUUUGACGCCAGUGACCGGAUUUCACUUCCUUGUCCUGUUGUUUGUUACGUUCGUGUCAAAAUUGGGAAUACAAAGAGGCUAAAAUCUCUUGGUGAGGCCGCUAGGUCUUGUACAAAGUUUUUUUGUAUUAAUGAAUACAACUUUAUUUAAAUUUUUUAUUAUGAAUAUAUUUUUAUUCGCUGUCUCGCAUCAAAUUAAUCCAUUAUUCAGUUAAUUACAUGUGUAUGGCCUUGGGGACAAUACCUGAUCCUACCAAGACACCACAAUGCAAUGAUUUUAAGGUCUACAAAGGCACAGUACAGGACAGUCUGGCUGUGUUGUUACUUCUGAUACUGAUGCGCUGUCUGUUGCCGAUCAUCAUUCUCCCAGCAGGCCCACUUAUUCGGGAAAGCUUAAAGCAGUUCGGCCUCCUUUCCGAUCUGAUCGGCUAUUCCUCGAACCUAACGCUUCAAUAUAGGCUAAAUAUUUGUCAUUUCAACUUUUAAAAUGUAUUACCUUUUAUAUGUGGCAUAACCACAACCAGUCAACAAUGUUUUAAUCUGAUUAGUUUACUUCAAAAGUCUCCUGUAGGCUACCUGCGCAUGUUCAUCUACUCCGCUCUAAUAUAAUUCCAGCAUCCAAACUGCAACGGAUAUUCGAUCAUUACAAAACAGCAAAAAGUUUUGUGACAUUCGGAGAUUGUCAAGCCAAGCGAUCGACACUGAGUAGGAUGGGGUGUAUUUUCAGUUUGUCAAGAUUUACAUACUCUAUUUGAUUUUGGUGUUGAAAACGCAAUCCAUGAUGAAACGCUCAAAGUCGGCAAUCGGUAUGCAGUUAUUUGUUGCUUAUUGGUUGUGUGUGGUACAUUGGCAAAGAAACAUGUUAGUCUAACAUUUGUUGCAUAUAUUUGAUAUAAUUAGAAAUAUAGCAUCAAAAUGUUGAAAAUGGGUUUUCCCCUAGCUGAUCAUUGUCUUCAGUCGCCUCUGAUCGUAGUACAAUGAGUCAGGCAGGGAGAAGAGUGAGUUUGUGAACCCUCAACCUUCUGGCCAUAGCCCUGCGUGGCAUCGACUGUGCCACAAAACAUGCUGAAGUGGUCAAGUCGAUAUCCAUGUUUAUAAACACAGGGUUGCUACAGUUAUUGUUAUUUAUGGUGGUAAUCAUUCUUUUUGAGAAAAUACAAAUACAUUUUGAACUGUCCCUAAAAGCAUCGUAAUGAUCAGCUUACUUCACAGUACUUCAGCUCCAAGUAGAGUAAUUCAGUCAUUCACCCAGCAUCUAGAAUAGUGUUUCCUAACCUCCUAUGUCAGUGAACUCCUUGCCUUGCCUUGGGACUGUGGUUAGUGUGCAGUAGCGCUGCAUGGGUAAAAUCACUGCAGAAGCCAAGACAGAUUCCCCCCCCCAUACUACAACCUAUGCAUUGUGAUAAUUGCAUUGUUUUCGCUAUAACCUGUUAAUUCAUAUGCCUUGCGACCAUGAUAUGUAGGCCUAAAGGCCGAGACAAUAAGAAGACACAGUGGCAGAAUAAAUUCAACCACACCUUUGUUUCAUCACAAAACCGGAGAGCAACCUCUGUCCAGUGAAGUCCACAAAACAUAUUGCACAUAACAAACCGUUAUAUGACCUAUAGCAUGGUCAAGCAAGUUAAUGUUUUCUGACAGUUUCGGACCACUAAACAACUAUUGAUUUGGAACCACGGAGAGUUGCCGCAAGUCGCAAAGAAAACAGGAGCUGCCUCCACUAUUCCAGCAACAUUACUGUGCCUGCUGCAGUAUAGUGAUUUUAUGACAUUGCUGCUUCGAAGUGACAUUGCUGCUUCUAAGUGACAGGACAGAGAGAGUUUAAGGUGAAGGGGAACAGAUUCCGUUUGACUUCUGGAAGAAAAAAACCCUCCCUAAAGCCUUUAUUUAUCCAAAAGUGAAACCCAGGAGAAUUGACAGAUUCACAGAGCGGUUCCCUUUAUGUUAGAACUGACAGAGACAGUAGGUGUAAGAGAGAGACAGAGUCAGGCUUGGUAAGGCUGGUGGGAAGUACAUAAAGUUUGGUUGGCAGGAGAGCGAGAUGGAGGAACCACGUGAGAAACAACAGAAAGAGAAUCACGAGUCACAGGUUUUAGAGAGGGAGGAGUCCAGUAAAGAAACCGAAUAUGGACCCAGAUGUAGCAGACGCUGAUUAAUCUUCAUACCCCCUUGACCUUGAGCUAGACCAGUCAUAUCCUCAUAGGCAGCUAGGGGGCGCUGUGGCUAGGCCCCUCUCACCAGCACUGGCUAAAAGGUGUGUGAACAUGCAGUAUGUGGUGGCGUUUUUAUUUAACAGAUUGGCAUUGUACAUAAAAUAAUACGUGUUACUGGGUGUUGAGUUGGGAUUUUUGAAUUGCACAUCUGGAACAUCUUGCCUAUUCCUUGACUGCAUGAUCAAACUAGAUGGUUGGUAACUCUAUUCUCAAUACAACUAUUUUGCUUCCCCAACAACAUGCUAUGCCAAAUACAUACUGUUGUUAGAAGUUUGGGCAGCCUUUUUAGAAUAAAAUGCCCAAGUUAGAGGUUUUAUAUUUUUCAAAUGGUGAAUUAAGCACAUAAAGUUAUAGUUUUACAAUGUCUUAUGGAAAUGGAUGUAUUGUGGAGUAUUUUUGUUUUGAAUUAAUUUAACCAGAUGCUGCUUGCUGCUGCUUUUUUGUUUUUCGGCAUUUUAUGGUGCCUUCAGGACUAGCCAAGUGGUGUACAUAUGAAGCAAAAGUAAACUGUGUUUGAUAUAUAACAUUUGAAUGGGCGCCAUGUUGGAACCAAGUGUGACAAGACGAACAACACUCAAAUUUAGAUGCAAAUUACAAUGUUGUCGUGGAAUAUUGGGUUCAAACAUGGAGAAUAGUUUGCCAAACUCUGUGCUAAGGCUGUAAGAUGGUUUGUGAGAAGCAAAAUGGUCAGUGUGGACGAGGGAGCGUUUGGAACCCGAGGAGUAGUUCUGACCCCGUCAAUCAGACAUGAUGCUUCAGCCUGACUAUGAGAACAUUGACACUAUUCUUAUGACCGAAGAACUGUUAAAUAAUUUAUUUUAGAAUGCAAGAGACAAAAUGAAGGUGCAAAAAUAGAGCAACGAUUAUUGUGACAAAAAGGAUUAAUAGUCCAGAGAAAGUAUAUCUUGUCUGCUGGUGGCAACAUCUACAACAUAAUUUACACAUAAAGGGAAAUAAAUAAUACAGUAUUGUUAUCUGAACAUGGGCAGAUGUGUCAUCGUAUACAAACUUCAUGGACCCCCUUCACACCUGGUGGUAGAUUUCUAUUGGAAGAAUUUCAGAUAUGAAGAAUGUCUCGUUGUUUUGAUACAGCUUGUUGCCUUUUAUUCAAAUAUGCCCUGUCAAUAAACAUUGUCAUCC
Oncorhynchus masou masou (cherry salmon) is the source of this 6489-nucleotide messenger RNA. Its product is annotated as RILP-like protein 1. Gene Ontology annotation, molecular function: protein dimerization activity; dynein light intermediate chain binding; small GTPase binding. Gene Ontology annotation, cellular component: ciliary basal body; cytoplasm. The transcript has 10 exons. Bases 1 to 1449 code for a protein of 482 amino acids. The record is from RefSeq and is a predicted model, not a curated record. NCBI's taxonomy places the organism in Eukaryota, Metazoa, Chordata, Actinopteri, Salmoniformes, Salmonidae. Gene Ontology annotation, biological process: cilium assembly.